This is a messenger RNA of Nymphalis io (European peacock), 621 nucleotides long. RefSeq lists its product as uncharacterized. The record is from RefSeq and is a predicted model, not a curated record. The coding region runs from base 1 to 621 and encodes 206 amino acids. NCBI's taxonomy places the organism in Eukaryota, Metazoa, Arthropoda, Insecta, Lepidoptera, Nymphalidae. The transcript has 4 exons.
AUGGAUGAGAAAAUGUUCUGGUUAGUGUUAAUCAUGGUUAUUCCCUUUGUACAGUGCGCCAUUCCUGGCACCUUCUUUUGGCGACCUAGACUUGGACUUGAUCUCUCGAUUCCUACUACAGAGGUAUCUGUGAAAAUUAACCUACCGACGAAAGAUAAUGUUGAAGAAGGCUUAGCAGUUCUGGUCGAUGGAUAUCAAGCGGGACUAACCGUGGUGGCACUAGCGUCCGGGUUAUCUAGUGCCAAACCAUACCCACAUCUUAAUCCGCUAUCGGCAUAUUUUUAUACAAAUGCAUACCGAUGGGCGCUUAGACACUUGAGUCUUAUACCACUUUGGAUCGGAGGCCACGGGGGCAAUUACUGCGACACACACAAGGUAUGGCGCCGUCGUUUCUUCUAUAUGGACGAGUUCGUACCUCCGUGGAUGAAGAAAUAUAUGUUUCCUUUCAUUGAUAAAAAUGAGUGGAAGAAAGAAGAAAGUGAAUAUAAAAGAUUCAAGAAGUAUGCAGAGUCAGCUUUCGGAAAACAUUAUCGUUACCCAAGCAAAAUUUUCAAUGAUUUUAGAUCGGAACAAACCAAAGAAUCUGUCGAUAUAAUGGGUUCCUCUUCCAGUUCCACAUGA